Molecule: messenger RNA, 1046 nt
Organism: Schistocerca piceifrons (Central American locust)
Lineage: Eukaryota; Metazoa; Arthropoda; Insecta; Orthoptera; Acrididae
Product: protein transport protein Sec16A-like
Exons: 10
Coding region: 423-1019 (198 amino acids)
Source: RefSeq, a predicted model, not a curated record
GGGCUGCAAGUGGUCAAUACUGGGUUGGAUCUAUGUAGUUGAAACUGAUGAAAGUAAACGGAACGUCUCCGCCCUCCAUCGUCUUCUUUCGUGAAAAUAAGGUGACGUGUGUACCAGCUGGCCGUGCCACGUCGACACUUUCACAUUCCGAGCACUGCAGUCAGUAUAUGCGUACAGCUGCGUAUGCUUUUCGUCUAGAGAUCGUCUCCUCGGCUGCAAAGUCAAAUAUUUUACGGCGCCAGUACUUCAGAGCAGCGGUCAUCGUUGCCCAUAGUCCAGUCAAAUGAAGAUUGGCAGAAAAGUAAUGACUACUCAACAGCUACAGAGAGCGAUUGCCAAAGGACUUUAUAACUGCUCAUUGUGAUACAGAUGGAAGUGAAAUUCUUACUUCUGAUUCUUCAUCAUCUCCAGAAACCAAGGAGAUGGAACAUUUAGACAGAGGUCUUGUUGAAGAAUAUUGCCAGGUUACCUCAGGAAGUGGACACCAGGUAAAUGACAGAGAUAUUACAUCAGAAGUACAACUACAAAGAGGUGUUACUGCUGACAGGGUGCUGCCAAAGUUCCAUGAACCAGGGGACACGAAUCCUAGACAGGAGAUAAAGGUUAUUUCAUCAGAACAACUGCAAACUUUGUGCCCUGCUGUUAAUAAGAGCCUAAACAAAACAGAUGAUCCAUCUGAAAAGAAGCAAGGAAAGUCAUGGAUAAAUACAUUUCUGAACAAAAUGCGUUUCUCAACAACAGAAGCACAUCUACCAGAUGACGACUGUCCAACAAUUGUAUGGGAUAAUGAUAGAAAACAGUGGAUUGAUACAACUACAAAUGAAAACAGUCACUCUGGUGAUCUGCUUUUGCCUCCAAAGUCAUCUGGGAUUGGUCCAUGUGGAGCCAACAAUGUUUACAGGCUCAAAAAAUCAAGAGAUGUAAGAUCAAAGUAUGUGGAUGUUCUACAGACCAACAAACAAUUUUCGAAUGUGAUACUAGGUUUCAAGAACAGCUCAGAAGAGAAAUCAUAUUUAUAACAAGGGAACUAUAUAACUAGAUGUGUG